This is a messenger RNA of Nelumbo nucifera (sacred lotus), 1604 nucleotides long. Its product is annotated as zinc finger protein CONSTANS-LIKE 2-like. Gene Ontology annotation, cellular component: nucleus. Gene Ontology annotation, molecular function: zinc ion binding; DNA-binding transcription factor activity; protein binding. NCBI's taxonomy places the organism in Eukaryota, Viridiplantae, Streptophyta, Magnoliopsida, Proteales, Nelumbonaceae. The record is from RefSeq and is a predicted model, not a curated record. Gene Ontology annotation, biological process: regulation of flower development; regulation of photoperiodism, flowering.
CAGAACUGAAAGCCGCCGGAGAUUGCUCCCUUUGAGUUCCGCCGAUCGUUGCCGACGACCACUCUGGCAGAUUUAUUUACCGGAGUUAACCAGCCCCUCACUCCCCGCCACUACAAAGUUACGACUCCAUCGUGAACAGAACACAGCAGACACAGAAGCGAGACAGACAGAGAGAAUUCAUUCAGGUUUCUUCAGACUAAAAAAGGAAGAAGGUGAGAGAAAAAAAAAUAAUAAAAACAUAGCAAGAACGACAAAAGAGGAUGAUGAUAAAGGAGGAGGGGGGUUCCGGCGGAACUGGAGGAGGCGGCGGUUGGGCGCGUAUGUGUGACUCAUGCUGCUCUGCACCAUGCGCAGUCUACUGCCGAGCUGACUCCGCAUACCUUUGCGCCGGAUGCGACGCACGCAUCCACGAUCAGGUGGUGUCGCAGCACGAGCGCGUUUGGAUCUGUGAGGUCUGCGAGCGAGCUCCUGCAGCUUUUACCUGCAAGGCCGAUGCUGCCGCCCUCUGCACCACCUGUGAUGCCGACAUACACUCCGCCAAUCCGCUCGCUCGGCGUCACCACCGGGUUCCCAUACUCCCCAUCUCUGGUUGCUUGUAUGGGCCUUCGGGUAUGAACCCCGGUAGGCCUGUGAGGCCUGAGAUCAAUAUAGAAGAUGAGUUCAUGACCCAGGAGGCUGAUGAAGAAGAUGAAGAUGAAGCAGCAUCUUGGUUGUUGCUUAACCCUGUAAAAAACAACAACCAGAACAAUAGUGGGUUGCUGUUUGGUGGGGAGGUUGAUGAGUAUCUGGAUCUUGUGGAUUACAAUUCUUGCACUGAGAAUCAGUAUAACGAUCACUACUAUCAGCAGAAUCAGUGCAGUGUUCAGCAGAAGAAUGAAGGGAGUGACAGUGUUGUGCCAAUCCAGUGUCUGGCAGUAAAGGAGAAUCAACAUAAUCUUCAGUUAGAGAUGGAUUAUGAGGCUUCAAAACCUGGGUUUAGUUAUACUGCUUCACUUAGUCACAGUGUCUCCUUCUCAUCAAUAGAUGCAAGUGUGGUACCAGAUGGUAUAAUGAAUGACAUAUCAAACUCACAUUCUAGACCACCCAAAGGAACAAUUGACCUCUUUUCAAGUCCCCCCCUUCCAAUGCCACCCCAAUUUACUCCCAUGGACAGAGAAGCCAAAGUCCUCAGAUAUAGAGAGAAGCGAAAAACAAGGAAGUUCGAAAAGACAAUUAGGUAUGCCUCAAGGAAGGCCUAUGCAGAGACCAGACCCCGAAUCAAAGGGCGGUUUGCGAAGAGAACAGAUGUAGAAGUUGAAGUGGAUCAAAUGUUCUCUACCACUGUACUUGCAGAAAGUGGCUACGGCAUUGUUCCAUCAUUCUAACUUCGAGAGGGGCAAAGGAGAAAAAAGAUCAUGUCAUCUAUGUAUCUGAGAAGAGUGAGUUUCUAUUAGCACCAUUACUAUUAUGUACCUUCCUCGAGGCAAGUAGUUUGGAUGAAUUAAUGAGUGAGAACCAUGCAGGUUAACUUCUGUAAAUUCUCUUCUCUGUGCCCUAUUGUAAAUACAUAAGAACUUCAGUGCUUGUAAUCUAUAGCUUUUGCAAAUACUUUUUACCUUUGAUUA